Molecule: messenger RNA, 3476 nt
Organism: Cloeon dipterum
Lineage: Eukaryota; Metazoa; Arthropoda; Insecta; Ephemeroptera; Baetidae
Gene: Vps11
Product: vacuolar protein sorting 11
Exons: 17
Coding region: 162-3308 (1048 amino acids)
Biological process (GO): vacuole organization; vesicle-mediated transport; organelle fusion
Cellular component (GO): HOPS complex; endosome
Molecular function (GO): protein binding; protein-macromolecule adaptor activity
Source: RefSeq, a predicted model, not a curated record
GUGUCGAGUGGAGAGAAAAGUGAAGAGUGCACAAUAAUAAUAAUGGGCGGAACCUUAAUUUUCAAAAUUGCCAAUUGAACUAAAUUUCAAUUGAUAAUAUAUCUUCCCAGAGAAAUCGGUUCUCAUCAAGUUGAGCUUAAAUCUCUGUUUCAUCUUCCAGGAUGGCUUUUAUGGAGUGGCGGCGUUUCACUUUUUUUGACCUGAACAAAAGCAUUGACAGCGGGAAGAUCAGUGAGGCGCUGAAGGGCUCACAAAUAACUACUUCGUCUAGUGGUCACAACAAUCUUGUCUUUGGAGACGCAGAAGGGUUUGUGCACCUGGCUAAUCGUAGUUUCGACGUGUCUACGUUCAGGGCUCACGAUGGCAAAGUCAAUUGCGUGCACCACAUCCAACAUUCCUCUUUCCUCGUUACAGUCGGGGAAGAUGAAGGAGGAAACUCCAUUCUCAGGGUGUGGGACACUGAGAAAAAGGACAAGCAAGGUUCCCCAAGCUCCCUGCGCUCGCACCGGCUGCAACCUGGAGGCAGGGGGGCCACGGUGACAGCCCUGGCCGUCCACCAGAACCAACUGGUUGCCAUAGGCUACUCGGACGGAACCAUUUUGCUGCAGCGAGGAGAUGUAGGCCGCGAGAGGGCGACGAAGCAGGUGGUGCUGCGGGAUAGUUCGGACAGCAUUUCUGGGCUGGCCUUCCGCAUCACCGCCAGGGCAAUGUUCCUGUUUGUUGCGACCACUGCUGGCUCCUUCCUUUACAACAUUACCACCAAGGAUAAGGAGUUUAAGCAAAAUUUGGACAGUUUGGGUUGUGAGCGGAAUUGCUGCGUUGCCACAGACUGCAUUCCCGAGUGCAACUUCAUCAUUGGCCGCACUGAUGCUGUGUAUUGCUACACUCCAGAAGGCAGAGGUCCAUGCUACGCCAUCGAAGGAAAGAAAAAACUGCUGCAGAUUUCACGAACGUAUCUUGUUGUCGUGGCUGAGGACAGGAAACCGGGUGGCAGCGAGGAAAACUCUAUAACAAGGUUUGCAAAGCUAUACUUAUUUCUAGGCAUUUCAGAUUAUAUUUUUUACAGUUUGACGCUGACGGUGCUUGACCUGCAAAAUAAAUUUCUCGUAUACACGGCUCCCGUCCGCGAGGUGCAGGCAGUACUGAGCGAGUGGGGCUACUUCCUUGUUCUCACUGAAGGGAACAACCUGCUUGCUCUGGCCGAAAAAGAUGUGCAAUCUAAGCUGUCGAUGCUUUUUAAGAAGAAUUUGUACGACGUCGCCAUAAGAAUCGCGAAAAGUCAGCAAUACGAUGCUGAAGGGUUGAGCGACAUUUUCAGGCAGUAUGGAGACCACCUUUACAGCAAAGGAGACCACUCAGGGGCCAUUGAGCAAUACAUUAAGACCAUUGACACAUUGGAACCUUCAUAUAUUAUCAGAAAAUUUUUGGACUCGCAACUAAUUGAAUACCUGACCACGUAUCUGCAAGCGCUGCACAAGCACGGUUUGGCCGGUGAGGAUCACACGACUCUGCUGAUAAACUGCUACUCCAAGCUGAACAGAACAGACAAGCUUCGAGAAUUCGUGCUGACAAAAGAUCGAGACUUGGACUUUGACGUCGACACUGCAAUCAAAGUUUGCCGGCAAGUGUCGUCUGCUGACGCUCUCACUCUGGCUCUAAAACACCGCAGACACGAUUGGUACGUGAAAAUCCAGCUGGAAGACAAGCAAGAGUACAAGAAGGUUCUCGAAUACAUUUCCGAGCUGCCUUUCCACGACGCGGAGGCCAACAUGAAAAAAUAUGGACCGCUGCUGUUGAAGGAGGCGCCGCAAGAAACGACAGAUUUUCUUAAAAGACUCUGUUCCAAUUACAAGCCCAAAGGAGAGCCGCUUAUUGAUCCAAGGGAAUUUGAUGGCAGCAGAUUGGAAGAAAAUCGGGCCAAUCCAGAGGAGUUCAUACACUUGUUUCUGGAAAACCCUGACAUGCUGAUUCAAUUCCUAGAGCAUUCCAUUCAGGUUGAUCCGCACGAGAGCAAUUUGGUCUACAACACCCUGGUAGAGCAGUAUUUGCAGGUGUGGGAAGCUGGAGAUAUGGAAGAAAAAAGGCAGCUAGGACAGAAGGUUAUUAUGCUGCUGCAGAAUCCUGACGCAAACUUUGACCGCGCCCAGACCCUGAUCCUCUGUCAGCUGCACCACUUUUCAGAUGGUCUUCUUUAUUUGUAUGAGGACUCAAAAAUGUAUCAACACAUGAUGCGUUAUUACGCCUCAAGCAGAGAUUACGAAGGUCUGUUGGCUUGUUGUCGGAAGUUCGGAGGCCAGGAGCCAACUCUCUGGGUGCAAGCUUUGAACGCCUGUUCCAAGGAUUCUGGUGCUCCAGCUCACGUUCUGUCAGAAAUUUUGCUAGUAAUUGAAAAAGAUAGACUACUGCCACCACUGUUGGUGAUUGACGCUCUGGCCUCAAGCAGCGCCACCCUGGGUGACGUCAGGUCGUACCUUCUAGGAGUGCUGAAGGGAGAGGAGGAGAUGACAAAGCAGGAGCAAGCGCUGAUUGAAAAGUAUUCUGCAGAAACUAGAGCAAUCCGCCAGCAGAUUAACGCCAUCGAGACAAGCAAUGUGAUAUUCCGGGCAAAUCUGUGCAACGCGUGCAACCAGCACUUGGAGAUGCCCUCCAUCCACUUCCUCUGCCAGCAUUCAUUCCACCAACAUUGUUUUCAGAGUUGUUCCGAAAGUGAUCACGAGUGCCCGGUUUGUUUGCCAAAUAACAAGAAAAUAAUGGACAUCAUUAAAUCACAAGAGCAAUCGAGAUCUCUUCAUGAGUCAUUCCAUAGUCAACUAGAGCGCGCGCAAGAUGGAUUUUCCCUGGUGGCCGACUACUUUGGACGCGGUGUGUUUAACAACCCUGUAACAACUGCCACCUCACCUGGUGUCACUCAAAAGAAGAUCGUUGAGUCAGCGAAAGACAAUAUCGCGUCAGAGGCAAGACUUAGGCUCAUGGAAGGGGGCUCAGGUGCAACCACGCAAAGUGCCUCAGUAACCGACCGAUACGAGCCCUGGUCGCAUUCCGAGGCGCAGGCGGUUCCUCUCGCAGCAAAGUCGGUAAGUUCGGCGAGAAGGUCACCUCAGCCAAUUGUGCUGUCGGUGCCAAAGAAUCCGUUUGAUGAAUCUCCCGAGUAUGACGAUGCCAAGAAUCCCUUUGCUGAAGAUGAGGUCGCUGUUGAGGCUGCGCCAAAGGAUUCCACGCCGCAAAAGGCCUCUGUGAAGUCAAUCAAUCCUUUUGAGGACGAAGAGGAUGAUUAUGAUAAAAACUUGAAUCCUUUUGGAGAGGAUUAAUGCUUUUUCAUAUAUUUUUGUUUUUUGUUUAUGGAAGAAAUAUGCUUUACAAGACUGCGAAAUUGUUCAUUCUGUAUAAUUAAUUUUAACUGCUCCAAUAAAUAUGUAUUAAUUUUCGCGUGGCUUGAAAUCGUCAUCAAAUAAACCUUUUUUCAUCAUUGAGUAAAA